AAAGUUCUGCACCUCAAGAUACGCAGCUAUGGAACCUGUGAUGACGGCAGAUUUCUCGUCUCCCAUGUUACGUGAACGUAUCACAAGGAGCGAAGUACACGUCAGCGGAUGCGAGCGCUGACUGACCAGGAAGUGGCUAGUUGGCUAGCAUCGGAGAAUGAGCAGCUGAGACUUUUGGCAGUUUCAGGGGGCAGCAUGGGUAGGCAGAGGAAGAGGGUGGGGACCACUGAAGUAUCUCCAAUACCAAGGAAAGAUGAGAAGCCCUCUGCAUUUCAUCGCAAGGAGAAGAAAAAGAAAGCCGAUAUUGGAAAGAUCUUCAUCAACAUCUCUAUCGGCCUUUGUAUAUUCAGUUUGAUCUGGUUCUUUUAUGCCCUCUACAUGCGGUCCAGCCUGGCCAAACGGGUGGCGACUUUGCACCCAUCACCACCUGUCCUGGACGCAAACAGCAGCAGUGCUAAGGUUUCCCCAGAGAGGUUCUGGGGUUCAUACAGGCCACAGGUCUACUUUGGCAUGAAAACCAGGACUCCCAGGUCCAUUGUGACAGGCAUGAUGUGGAUGCGUCAGUUUUCUGAGAUGGACAUAAACCUGAGGCACACUUGUGAGCAGGGGGACCGUUUGAAAGGCUAUGGCUGGCUGAUGCAUGAUGGAAUCACUUUUGGUGUUCAGGAAAUCCGAGACAAUGAUUUCACCUUAACCACAGAGUUUGUCAAGAGGAUGGGAGGGGAUCAUGGAGGAGACUGGACCUGCAGGAUCACUGCCAAGCAGCAUAGCUCUGUCCCUCAAGCACCAGUCAUCUCCCUGAUGUUUUACGCAGCAGCGGACACACGGGGCUCCCUUGAGGCUCACAUCGAGGAGAGAAACCGCCUUGCAUCCAUCACUGGUUUUUCAGAGGAGCUAGGAAACUUCAAGAUCACUUUUAGAAAACCUGUUACCGGGGAAUUGUCCAGUGCAAAAUAUUCCAGUUUUAACUAUCUUCAGACUGUGUCCCCUGGCUUGGAGAAGCUGACUGAGAUUGUGGAGCACAGUCUGAACCACAGGUUUGUCUACACCUUCCCCUCUGGUGAGAAGAGGCAUUACAUUGCUGUUGACACCUACAAGCCUCCCCAUCACCAAAACCAACAGAAACCUGCCGACACAAGGAAGGAGAGUGACUUUGUGGUUUACCAGGUGACUGUCCAGCUGCCGUUCCAGAUUGAGGUUCUGUUUGAGUCUGGAAGCUUCCACAAUCGCCCUAACCAGCUAGUGGGCUCGAUCAUGACCCAGGAGCUGGAGAAGAGAAAAGCAGAGUUUGAUGCAAAGUUUGAGAAGACUUUUGGGCUUCAGAGCAAAGGUUUUAGUCAAGCGCAUAUUCGGUUUGCCAAGGCAGCGCUCAGCAACAUGUUGGGUGGAAUGGGCUAUUUUUAUGGUCAGUCAGUGGUGCAGUCAGUCUACAACGAGUACCCACUUUUAUACCCCGAAGGUGCUCUAUUCACCGCAGUACCGUCACGCUCUUUCUUCCCAAGAGGAUUCCUCUGGGACGAAGGCUUUCACCAGCUGCUGCUCGGUAAGUGGGAUCCCCAGUUGACAAGGGAGGCUAUUGCCCACUGGAUAGACCUGAUGAACAUGGAGGGCUGGAUUCCCCGUGAGCAAAUUCUGGGAGAUGAGGCACGCAGUAAGGUCCCAGCUGAGUUUGUAGUUCAGCGCAACGAGAAUGCCAACCCACCAACUCUUUUCUUAGCCCUUCAAGAACUUAUUAAACAACUCUCUGCAAAUGAAGGCGAUGCAGUUCUUCACCCAACUUUGCCUUUCCUCCGACGUCUUUUCCCCAGACUGAAAACCUGGUUUGAAUGGUACAACACCACACAAACAGGGCCACUGCCUAACUCCUACCGCUGGCGUGGACGGGACAAGGACACAAACCUCUUCCUCAAUCCCAAGACCUUGACCUCUGGGUUGGAUGACUACCCACGAGCGUCACACCCUUCAACUGACGAGAGGCACGUGGAUUUACACUGCUGGAUGGCCUUGGCCUCCGGUGUAAUGGCUAGUAUCGCUCGGCUUUUAGAUGAGCCCUAUCAGGACUAUGAAUUCUCCCACCAAGUCCUCAGUGAUAACAACUUACUGAAUGAGCUCCACUGGUCAGAGCACCACCGUGCCUUUAGCGACUUUGGCAACCACACUCAGGCUGUGUCUUUGCAGCAGGAGAAGGUGUACGUACCUCCUGGACAACAGCGCCAUCAAUACCCUAUAACUCGGCUUGUGCGCUCGGUCCGCAGGGCUCCCAAGAUGCAGUAUGUCAAUGCUUUGGGUUAUGUUAGCUUGUUUCCCUUUUUACUACACAUCCUCCAACCUGACUCGCCUAAACUAGAACAUAUCUUACGAGACAUGAGAGACCCCGACAAGCUGUGGACGCCCUAUGGCCUGCGUUCCCUCUCUAAGUCUGAUCCCGUGUAUAUGAAGCGAAAUACAGAACAUGACGCCCCCUACUGGAGGGGCCCAGUUUGGAUUAACAUCAACUACUUGGCAGUUAGAGCCCUGCACCACUACAGGAACACACAAGGUCCAUACCAAGAAAAGGCAGCUGCUCUUUAUGAGGAACUCAGGACUAAUAUUAUCAACAAUGUUUACAGACAGUAUGUGGACACAGGUUAUAUCUGGGAACAGUACAAUGACAGCACUGGGAGGGGCCAAGGAAGCCACCCCUUCACUGGAUGGUCAGCUUUGACAGUAUUAAUCAUGGCUGAACACGACUGAUUCUGUAGAUUUCAUCUCAUGUUUUCAUGAUACCGGCCUUCGUUUAUGAAAUAUAGAGUUGUUAAAGCCAUACAAUAAAGAUUCAGCUGGAAAGAAUAGGAAUUACUGAUCUAAUUUCAGCAUUGAAUCUUUAUAAAUGAAAUAACAGAUUUCUUUCUUGAUUUCUUGGAUGGAUUUUUACUCGUGCCAUUUUUUUUCUUUGUUAUCUUCCGCUGCCGCAAUAACCGUUCAUUUGGAUUUUAAGACUUACCGAGUUUUGCUCAACAUUUCUAAAAUUGCAGCCUCAGAAAGGAAAGUUGAGUUGUAGAGAAGGAAAAACAAACAACAAGCAGACCUAUUUUGUACACAUUGUCUGGUUUGACUGGCAGGGAAUACAACAUCGACUGUGACAUUUGUCUUUUGAUGAAAACAAUAAAUAAAUGUUGAUACUU
Solea solea (common sole) is the source of this 3164-nucleotide messenger RNA. It is a transcript of the gene mogs, whose product is annotated as mannosyl-oligosaccharide glucosidase. The coding region runs from base 109 to 2733 and encodes 874 amino acids. Gene Ontology annotation, molecular function: Glc3Man9GlcNAc2 oligosaccharide glucosidase activity. Gene Ontology annotation, biological process: protein N-linked glycosylation; oligosaccharide metabolic process. Lineage: Eukaryota; Metazoa; Chordata; Actinopteri; Pleuronectiformes; Soleidae. The record is from RefSeq and is a predicted model, not a curated record. Gene Ontology annotation, cellular component: endoplasmic reticulum membrane. The transcript is spliced from 5 exons.